Molecule: messenger RNA, 357 nt
Organism: Arctia plantaginis
Lineage: Eukaryota; Metazoa; Arthropoda; Insecta; Lepidoptera; Erebidae
Source: the annotation of a GenBank genome assembly
AUGUCUGAUGAUGGUUCAACGGUUGUAGAGAAGAAGGGACGCGGCAGACCUAAAGCCAAUGGAACACAAGCAGAGGCCAAAGUUGAUAGCAAGAAAAGAGGCAGACCGCCAGCACCAACCAGGACUAAAGAAUCUGCAAAAUCAUCUGAUGAUGAGCAGGCACCAAUAGCAAAAAGAGGACGAGGACGGCCUAAGGGGUCCAAGAAAAAGUCAUCUGCAAGAGGAAAGAGCGCACCAGUCGAAGGGCGGGGACGUGGACGACCACGCAAGGACCCGGCACCACCUAAAAAAGAUGCUGCCUCUACUGAAGAAGAACAGGAUGAAGAUGAUGAAGAUGAGGGAUCUGAAGAACAGUAA